AUGUUGUACCCGGGGCUCCCUCGCGAGCCUCUCCGCCUGGCGCGUGCGGGGAGGAGGCGGAGGCGAGCGGGGCGGCGGGAGGCGCGCGGGGCUGCGCGCCCCCUUCCCCCCCGCCACGGCGCGCGCGAGGAGUCAGGCGGACGCGAGGGCGGGGGGGGGGGGGGGGGUCGGGUCCUCCGGAGCGAGCGGUUUGACAUUGCCGCCCUCCAGCGCGGGAGGAGCUACCGGAGCGGGACUCAAGGCCAGGAGAGCGGGGAAGUGGGAGGGACCAAUCCCCGCGUCGCGCUUCUAACAGGAACGCCGCGGCGACCUGUCACAGAGCGACAGGACCUAUUGGAUCAUCUGUGGGUUCCCUGUGUUCCCUUUGUGGUCACAAGCUCCCAAAUUGUUUUCAGUUUUACUGACAUUGCAGAGAGACACAUUCCAGAGUCCUACAUGUUUGUGCUGAUGACAAGAGAAUGUCUAUACAGGCAUUUUUCUGAGUACUCUAAAUAUAGACGACAGGAUUUUAUAUUGCUUGACCAUCUGACUUUUCAGAGAUUUGAAAAGAAUUGGCCUUCCACAGAGGGGAGCUGGGGGAGAGACAGACUUGAUCUUUCUCCACGGAUGUCUUUUACUUCCAGCGAAAGUCUUUGGCUUCUCAGAGUUUAAAUCCAGACAGAAGAAUAAUGCUCA
Messenger RNA from Tyto alba (common barn owl), 675 nucleotides. RefSeq lists its product as uncharacterized. The transcript has 5 exons. NCBI's taxonomy places the organism in Eukaryota, Metazoa, Chordata, Aves, Strigiformes, Tytonidae. The record is from RefSeq and is a predicted model, not a curated record. Bases 1 to 651 code for a protein of 216 amino acids.